AUACACAGGUGCUUAAUGCAUUGAAGGGUAUCAAUCAACAUAAAGCAGCAGGAAUUGAUAAAAUAAGUGCUCGUUUGUUAAUAACUGCUGCUCCUGUAAUCGCGCCAAAUAUCACAAGAUUAAUCAAUUAUUCAAUUUUUACUAGGAUUUUCCCUCAACGAUGGAAGACAGCGAAAGUCAUGCCAUUAUUCAAGAGUGGCAAUUCAAGUAAUAUCUCAAACUAUCGCCCGAAAUCCAUUCUGCCUAUUUUAUCUAAUAUUAUCGAAAGACACAUUCACGACAGUUUAUAUGCCUUUCUCAGUGUAUUCAACCUGAUCUUUCCAAGGCAGUCUGGUUUUCGCAAACGCCACAGCACUGAGACAGCUCUCGUAAGGAUUAUUGAUGAAUUGCUUCUUAACCUAGAUAACAACAGGAUAAAUGGUAUGGUAUUGGUUGACUAUUGCAAGGCGUUUGACAUGGUGGACCAUAUGAACUCUUAUUACAAAAAUGUAUGGCGUAGUUGGCUUAGAAUAUGGAUGGUAUGAGUCUUAUUUAUCGAGUAGAACCCAACUGGUCAGUUUGAAUUAAUGGUGAAGAAUCAUCUACAGCCUACAUGCAUCACGGCGUUCCUCAGGGUUCUAUCCUUGGACCAUUAUUCUUCAUGCUGUUUAUAAAUGACCUUCCGCUACACGUCACCUCCGAUAUUGAUCUUUAUGCUGACGAUACGACGGUUACCGCGUCAGCUGAUUUCAAGGAAAUUGCACAGCUGAACACAGAUCUAAGUAAAUCUGUUAAUGAAAUACAUCAUUGGCCCAACACAAAUAAACUUCCCUUGAAUGAAGAAAAGACAAAAGUGAUGAUAAUAACUGGGAAUAGAUUGGCAUUUAAAGUUAAGGUUGCGGAUGAACUCAGUGUCAUGAUAGACGGAGAUAAGAUCCUAAAGAACACAAACAGUACUACAUUAUUAUAUAGGAUUAGAUAUUGAUAGCAAAUUAUGUUUUAAUGAACACAUUGAUAAGAUAUGUAAGAAACUUUCCAAACGUAUAGGAAUUCUUAGGAAACUAAGAAGUUACCUACCACUGAAGCAAAGAGUGUUCUAUUAUAAUGCAAUUAUCCACCUAGCCUGCGUAGCAGGCGGUAGAAGCUAGAAAUACCGCCUGCCCGAAAACUACACAUUCUGAGUUCCGCCCACCGCAUGGUCCCGCCCAUCUUACAGUAAUGUAUUUAUUUUAAUUAUUUGCCAAACUCACGUAUUUACACCAGUGCAAAUAUACGGCUUUGACGUUUCAUAUCUUCGGUUCAUUCAAUGCUAUGAAGACAAAAAUACCACGUUCGAUUCAGUGUAACAAUAUGUCCUCAUUCAUAGCGAUAGUUUUAGUCGAUGUCAACAUUAUAGCGAUUUAUGAGCUUUGAAAAUCAAGCGAGUUCGUGUAUUAUCAAAUUACGCAAUUGUCUGAACAAAAAUAUAGACUAGCCAUACCUUUCGCCGAACACAACUUCGGCCCCUUCAGACGUAACUUUGUAAUAGGCUUGUUCCAAUUGCUAUCAAAAACACGACUUAGAGUGUCAUUUACGAACCUGUAUCUUCAAAUCUGCACUUUUAUCACGGUAUCACAUCUUCAAGCAACAAAUGUUGGAUUGAUAUUCGUUGUUCAUUCUUCAAGACGAAGCGAUUUCCGAUUCCAGAUAAAGAUUAAAGAAUUCAACGCUUAAUUCUAAAUUAGGCCAAAUAAAAAAAAAUACUUGGUUAGCGUCACCGCCCGCCUCUCGAUUUUCUGCCGCCUCUGAAUUUUUUUUUAUUUUUUUUUAUUUUUUUUUAUGUAAAUCUCUUCGUUUUACAGCUUAAAACAGUUUAAUAUUUGAAAUUUUUCUCAUGCUCAGACCUUUGCGCUAUAUACUGAUCGAUAGGAGCGCGUAGGCUUGGGUAUACAAGUUCUUAAAGCAAAAUGGCGGCCGUCGCAACAUCAGUACAAAAAAUAUCACCGAUAUGGUGGAAAAACCGCCCCCAUCCCCUCCAAAAAUACUAUUAAAAAAUUAAAAAACGAGUAAAAAUUUAAAAAAAAAUCCGCCCGCCCGCCUCUGAAAAUUUGUGAGAGUGUGACGCUAACCAGGUAUUUUUUUUUAUUUGGCCUUAAUACAUUCGUUAUCUUUUGGUUAGUGUAUGCCAUCACUCGAUAUAUCGGUGGAAUUACGAAAAUAACAAUAGUUUAUAUUAUAAAUACGGCAACAGUAACUUCUAAAAUUAGCACUAAUUAUUCUAAUUCUGUACUCCUGUCAAUCAAAAAUUCAAAAUCAACAUUCUGACCAAUCAGAUACCGCCUGCUACGCAGGCUACCAAUCAGAAUGCUCCGGCACCCAGCUGCCGGGGAGAACUCAGAAUGUGUAGUUUUUGGGCAGGCGGUAUUUCAAGCUUCCCAUUCUCUCGUGCUCGCGAAUACCGCCUGCUACGCAGGCUAUUAUCCACCCGAUAUUCAACUAUGCCAACGUAGUAUGGACAGCCUGUAAUAAAGACUCAUUAGAGAGUUUGAGUAAGAGAACGAAGUCGGACGACGACGACGUGUUGACAAUUUUUGCCUGUUUUGAACAUUAUCUUGCGCAUUCUAAGUUUAGGGUCAGGAGUUAAGAUAGGUUGGGGAUUCAUGUCUGUUUGUGAAUGCUGAACCAAAUCCUUACUCUGAUCAGGAUAAAACAGCGAGACAAGAAUCCAUAUCCCGUCUUCGUUUCUCUGCCUUCGUUCGCAACGAAUAUUUUGGCAAAAUUCGUUGUGAACUUCGUUCUGCACGAAGGCACAAGGACAAAGACGGGAUAUAGUUUCAUGUCUCGCUGUUUUUUUCUGGAUCAGGGCAAGAAUUAUCAGGUCAGUAUUCAUAAACAGCGACACAUGGGAAGACACGUUGAGCAACCACCAGUGACGUCCAACACAGUAUGCACAAGAUAAUGUGCAGACGGCAAAAAUUGUCAAGUAUGUCUUCGUACUUCGUUGUCUUGCUCAAACUCUCUAUUAAAAUUAAACAGAGUACUGAAGCUAUAAAAACGUGCGGCGAGAGUAAUUCUAUCGGCUGAACCCCGCGCAUCUUCAGUUGCACUCUUCAAUUCACUAGGUUGGAUACCUUUCUAUAAGGAGAGUAGGAUUAUAAUAAAUGUGCAAUCAUGCAUAAACGCAUACACGGUGGACUGCCUAGUUAUUUAGAAGAUAAUAUUGUUGUUAACAGUCAAAGGCACUCUCGGAAUACAAGAUAUUCGAACAGCAACAUUAUUUGUCCAAAGUAUAAACGAGAAACUGACGGAGGAAGAUCAUUCGUUGUAACUGGUGCUAAAUUAUGGAACGCUCUACCUUUGGAGCUGAGGGAAAAUGUUUCUUUGAAAGUUUUUAAAAGCAAAAUGUGGAAUAGCAUUUUUGAGCAUCAAAAAUUUUUAAAUCAUUUUAUUGUGUAAUUUAUAUAUAAGCAUCAUCAUUGUAAAUAUAGAAUUAAUAGGUAUUGGUUUUUACUAUUUUAUGAACUUCAUUCUAUUGAUAUUUUAAUUUUAGUUAGUCUGGGGGCCACUAGCCUGUUCACAGACGUUGUAGAGGGCCACAAGUUUAUUAGCUGUUUAGCUAUUUCGUGUCUACCCUCGUUAAAUAAAGAUUCUAUCUAUCUAUCUAUAUCUAUCUAUCUUUCAACAUUUCUAUAAAAUGUAGGACAAGCUCCUUAAAAGAAUAUGAUUUCGUGAGCAUUUCUUCGUUUUAAAGGGGGGGGGGGUAAAUACUCGCCGAGAUAAUUUACAUUAUUUACAGUUGAAUCGUAAAAUAAGCAAUUAGGGGCAUGUCGAGAACUAGAUUGGUAUCAAAAUGUUUAAGACUUUGAAAUGCAGUAAAAAUAGAUAUGUAUGCACAUGCCAUUCAACCUGUGCAUGGUUUUACAAAACAACGCAUGUCAUCAGUUGUGGUACUCGUGAGAGGCCUGUGAUUGGUUUAAAGAUAUUAUGUAACUAAAGUGGCGACCACAAAAUGUAACCAGUGAAAAGAGCGGUUGAACAAACUUUACUCUAUAAUGCAUUAUAGAUGAUACAGUGGACACUUUCACUUUUUAUAGCGACGACAGUGAUAGAAAUAGUCGUUUUCAUUCUUACUGAAGGCCGCAAGAAG
Molecule: messenger RNA, 4105 nt
Organism: Paramuricea clavata
Lineage: Eukaryota; Metazoa; Cnidaria; Anthozoa; Malacalcyonacea; Plexauridae
Source: the annotation of a GenBank genome assembly